UUUACCUAUAGAAAGGUUCUAAUCGUGGACUAAAAAAUACGUAACGUGAUACUUCGUGUGUAUAUGACACUAUGAGAUGUAUAACCUUUUGUCUGCAUCUGUGCUGAUCAAUAUAUGUCCACUUUAAAUCCUUGAUUCACCAACUAAGAGAUCAACAAUGUGUCAAGUGCUGCUCCGAAGCUCAGCAGUUUUUCCGGAAAUAACUCAACUUUCUUGUUCUUCUCCUUCUUGAAAGUUCAACAGAUGAUCCGGUUAUAAUGGCAUUCGGUAAGAACAACUUGUCCUGUUCCUGUUUCGGCGGUUAUUGUGUUUAACAGAUGGCUUUGUAAAGAUCCCUGUGCUCAUGAGAUGGAGGAGGCGUACACAGAGCUGUACAGGGAGUUCCUCCAACUGCGCUUGCUGUGUCUGAAGCAGGCUGCUUUACUCAAGAAACUCACAGAGAAACUGAGGUCACAGCAAGGAGGAGCCCCUGUUCCUGAUGGAGACCCCAGCGUAAUGGCAUCAAUCCCAAUCCAGUGCACCCAGAAGAGCUCCGGUGCUCUCCCUGCAUGGCCAGAAACCCUAAUGGUCCCAACACACAACCCUGCUGCACACUAUGGCAUUAUAAGGCCAUCUGGGGCCAUGGGGUCACUCACUAAUCUACUGGCUGGGGAUUUGGGCAGACUACGGCUAGACUUCGCUCAUCCAGGGACAGAAAGGAAAGAGGUCAUCAAAGCCACCCUCCUAGGACCUCUGGACCUACCUGGGGGUAAUGGAGAGAUGGCACCCUCCAGUGUCUCUGGGGACCCGAAGCAAGCAUGUCGAUUUUGGGGUGAUGAUAUGACCCGACAAAUGUUCAGGAUGCCCUCGGCAUGUGGCUCCUUCCUGGACAGUGAUUUUCUGAGCCAGACCGAGGGGAUGAUGCUGAUGUCAGAGGUGGCGCUGCAGUCUCAUGUGUGUGACUUCUGUAAUGCUGUAUUCCCUGGCCACACCACCACCAGGGGAGACUUCAUGUGCCACCUCCACACACACAUCACCUAGAACAUUAUUUCCCAACCAGGGGUACUUGGCUUAUCCACAGGGGGUACCUGAGAAGACCGAUGAGACCAUAGGCUUACUGAUAAAGUGCACAUGAGGGGAUAAUUCAGGGGUACUCCAGGCAGAGCAAAAAACUGUUUGUGUUACAGUAACCGAAAAUGGUUGGGAACCACUGACGUAGAACUCUGCUUCCCUGCACCACCUCCAUCACACACAUAUCACCUAGAACACUAGUUCCCUGCACCAACUCCACACACAUCAUCUAGAACACUGGUUCCCCCAUAACAUCUCCACACACACAUAAUCUAGAACUCUAUUCCCCAUAACAUUGUUUCUGCAUCAGCUAGAGUAGCUGUUUCCCCAUAAUGUUGUUUCUGCAUCACUUAGAGUAGUGGUUUUCCCAUAAUAUUGUUUCUGCAUCACCUAGAGUAGUGGUUUCCCCAUAAUAUUGUUUCUGCAUCACCUAGAGUAGUGGUUUCACCAUAAUAUUGUUUCUGCAUCACCUAGAGUAGGGGUUUCACCAUAAUAUUGUUUCUGCAUCACCUAGAGUAGCUGUUUCCCCAUAAUGUUGUUUCUGCAUCACUUAGAGUAGUGGUUUUCCCAUAAUAUUGUUUCUGCAUCACCUAGAGUAGUGGUUUCCCCAUAAUAUUGUUUCUGCAUCACCUAGCGUAGUGGUUUACCCAUAAUAUUGUUUCUGCAUCACCUAGCGUAGUGGUUUACCCAUAAUAUUGUUUCUGCAUCACCUAGCGUAGUGGUUUCCCCAUAAUAUUGUUUCUGCAUCACCUAGAGUAGUGGUUUCCCCAUAAUAUUGUUUCUGCAUCACCUAGAGUAGUGGUUUCCCCAUAAUAUUGCUUCUGCAUCACCUAGAGUAGUGGUUUCCCCAUAAUGUUGCUUCUGCAUCACCUAGAGUAGUGGUUUCCCCAUAAUGUUGUUUCUGCAUCACCUAGAGUAGUGGUUUCCCCAUAAUAUUGUUUCUGCAUCACCUAGAGUAGUGGUUUCCCCAUAAUAUUGUUUCUGCAUCACCUAGAGUAGUGGUUUCACCAUAAUAUUAUUUCUGCAUCACCUAGAGUAGUGGUUUCCCCAUAAUGUUGCUUCUGCAUCACCUAGAGUAGUGGUUUCCCCAUAAUAUUGUUUCUGCAUCACCUAGAGUAGUGGUUUCCCCAUAAUGUUGCUUCUGCAUCACCUAGAGUAGUGGUUUCACCAUAAUAUUAUUUCUGCAUCACCUAGAGUAGUGGUUUCCCCAUAAUGUUGCUUCUGCAUCACCUAGAGUAGUGGUUUCACCAUACUGUUGCUUCUGCAUCACCUAGAGUAGUGGUUUCCCCAUAAUAUUGUUUCUGCAUCACCUAGAGUAGUGGUUUCCCCAUAAUAUUGUUUCUGCAUCACCUAGAGUAGUGGUUUCCCCAUAAUGUUGCCUCUGCAUCACCUAGAGUAGUGGUUUCCCCAUAAUGUUGCUUCUGCAUCACCUAGAGUAGUGGUUUCCCCAUAAUAUUGUUUCUGCAUCACCUAGAGUAGUGGUUUCCCCAUAAUAUUGUUUCUACAUCACCUAGAGUAGUGGUUUCCCCAUAAUGUUGCUUCUGCAUCACCUAGAGUAGUGGUUUCCCCAUAAUGUUGCUUCUGCAUCACCUAGAGUAGUGGUUUCCCCAUAAUGUUGUUUCUACAUUGUGGACCUACCUGCCACCUCCACACACAUCACCUAGACCAUUUAUGAGAUUUGUUUGUUUUCCCCAAUAAAUGUGUUAUUGAUUUCAAUGAAAAAGGUUCUUACAACGUAUAUGUAUUGAUUAAACAGUCUGUUUUCUAUGAAACUGAGAAGUGUACAUAUACCGCUUAUGAAGUACCACUGUUUUCUUAUAGCACUAGAGGGCAGUAACAACAUAUGGUAGGCUACAUCAUGGGAUUUGUCUCAGUUAUCUCGUUAUUACUGGUACUGUUUUAUUACUAGUAAUAAUAAAAGGACAUACAGUCAUUUAUAAACAGCUACACAAUCCAUUAUAAUGUUACACAUAAUAUAUGUAUAAACAUAGAAAUAUACUUGUAUAUUUAUCCUAUCGUUGCUUUCGAAGGAAAACCUCGUAACUUCUUAACCAUUCAUUUUUUUCGUUGUGCAUUGACAUUUUUACAUGCAUCAACUCUAGGGCCAAGAAAAUGUAUUCAAAAUAGCUUCUGAAGUUUCUUAAUUGUAUGUUUGUUAAUGGUAAAGUAUGGCUGUUUUCUAUAUUGGAGAUAAGAGGUUUCAUCCAACACAGACAGGUAGGUAAAAUUUCUGUCAUGAUUCUCUGUUGAAUGUAGAGCUGAAUUGAUUAAUACAUUAGGCCAAUUAUCUUCAAAUAAUACUUUUGAUAUUGUCUCUUUGUGUAUUUAUGUAGUUUUUGUAAUCGUUAUGUAAAUUCUAGUUUGAAAAGAUGAUGUAUUUCUUUUUUGGAACAUGAAGCUUAUUAUGUUGUCACAGUGAUCAGUCAAUUGUGUUUGGGAUGUGUCAAAUGGCACUAUAUUCCCUAUAUUCCCCUGGUCAAAAGAAGCAUACUAUAUAGGGAAUAGGGUGCUAUUCAGAAUACAACCUGGGUCUUUCAGUCAGAGCAGCGAUGCAAAAGUACACAGCAGAAUUCCUCAACGAGCCACCAGGUUGGCAGCUAUA
Messenger RNA from Salvelinus fontinalis (brook trout), 3652 nucleotides. RefSeq lists its product as uncharacterized. The record is from RefSeq and is a predicted model, not a curated record. The coding region runs from base 349 to 1020 and encodes 223 amino acids. The transcript has 4 exons. Lineage: Eukaryota; Metazoa; Chordata; Actinopteri; Salmoniformes; Salmonidae.